UGCGCAGCCGCAGUGCAUGCCGGGCCAGUCUGCUGUAGAGGUCAGACCAGACUGAUCCAGGUGUAAAAUGUCGGCGGCAGGUUUCACGUCCUUGGCCCGCUGUGGGGUUCUGGCGUUCCGCUCGCCCGCGGGGUUUGUGGCCGUCCGAUGUGCUCAGACAGCCGCCGCUCCAGCAAUUGAGCCCAGAGUAAAGAAGUUCCAGGUGUACAGAUGGGAUCCCGACACUCCAGGAGACAAACCUCGCAUGCAGACCUACGAGAUCGACCUCAACACUUGUGGUCCAAUGGUUCUUGAUGCUCUCAUCAAGAUAAAAAAUGAGAUGGAUUCCACUCUGACUUUCCGCCGCUCCUGUAGAGAAGGUAUUUGUGGGUCCUGUGCAAUGAACAUCAAUGGAGGAAACACACUCGCCUGUCUCAACAAGAUAGAAACCAACCUGAGCAAGCCAACCAAGAUUUACCCGCUACCACACAUGUAUGUGGUCAAGGACCUGGUACCUGACAUGAGUAACUUUUAUGCCCAGUACAAGUCAAUUGAACCAUACCUGAAGAAGAAAGACGAUUCAAAGGAAGGGAAGGAGCAGUACUUGCAGUCUGUGGAGGACAGACAGAAGCUGGACGGGCUGUAUGAAUGUAUACUGUGUGCCUGUUGCAGUACGAGCUGUCCAAGUUACUGGUGGAACGGAGACAAAUACCUUGGGCCAGCUGUGCUCAUGCAGGCGUAUCGUUGGAUGAUCGACUCUCGAGAUGAGUUCACAGAGGAGCGUCUGUCCAAGCUGCAGGAUCCCUUCUCUCUCUAUCGCUGCCACACCAUCAUGAACUGCACUAAGACCUGCCCCAAGGGCCUGAACCCAGGAAAAGCAAUAGCUGAGAUCAAGAAGAUGAUGGCCACCUACAAGGAGAAGAAGGCAGCAGCCGUCUGAAACAUCCCUAUCCUCUUGUACAGUGACAUGAUUAAAUUAUAUAUUGAUUGAAGAAAAGGAAAAUGCUUAUUGUGGAGCAGCAGUCGUCUCCAACGCCGCACAGUUCUAACAGCAGUCGUGUGUGUGUGUGUGUGUGUGUGUGUGUGUGUGUGUGUGUGUGUGUGUGUGUGUGUGUGUGUGUGUGUGUGUGUGUGUGUGUGUGUGUGUGUGUGUGUGUGUGUGUGUGUGUGUGUGUGUGUGUGUGUGUGUGUGUGUGUGUGUGUGUGUGUGUGUGUGUGUGUGUGUGUGUGUGUGUGUGUGUGUGUGUGUGUGUGUGUGUGUGUGUGUGUCAUGUGUACCAAAACAGAUUUUUAUCUCCAAUUCUAUAGUUUGGGUGACUAUAAACUUCAGUCUUUUGCUUCUCGUUAAAGUUGAUUUUAUGCGCAUUUUUCCUUGUGCUUCAAUGUUUAAAUAAACGUACAAGCUUCCUGCCUCUCAGUUUAGUAUCUGGCUCAAAUACAAACUGUGUACAUCUUCCCUUAGAUUCCGCAAACCAAGAGCAGUACUUGUUUUUGAUGAAGAAUAAAUAUUUGAAAUCGCU
Molecule: messenger RNA, 1499 nt
Organism: Cololabis saira (Pacific saury)
Lineage: Eukaryota; Metazoa; Chordata; Actinopteri; Beloniformes; Belonidae
Gene: sdhb
Product: succinate dehydrogenase complex, subunit B, iron sulfur (Ip)
Exons: 8
Coding region: 68-919 (283 amino acids)
Biological process (GO): respiratory electron transport chain; aerobic respiration; tricarboxylic acid cycle
Cellular component (GO): mitochondrial membrane
Molecular function (GO): electron transfer activity; 2 iron, 2 sulfur cluster binding
Source: RefSeq, a predicted model, not a curated record